Molecule: messenger RNA, 1809 nt
Organism: Sclerotinia trifoliorum
Lineage: Eukaryota; Fungi; Ascomycota; Leotiomycetes; Helotiales; Sclerotiniaceae
Source: the annotation of a GenBank genome assembly
GGUUAUCUCAAUAUGUUUGCAAGAGUCAUGUCUUAAAUACUGAGAAAUAGAAAAAUGGACUCAGUCUCCGGACGUGUUGAAUCCAAAACCAUGGUCCAUGGCAAACGGUCGUGAAUCCUCGAAACAGGAAAUUCACACCCCGCAAGCCGCAAGCCAUAAGUCUGCUCCUAUACUAGAGAGGCCCAAUUCAAAUAAGGUGAGAUUGACUUUGCAAAUUUCAUAUUUCCUCCAUCUCCAUGAUUAAUGAGAGGGAUAAAUCUUUAUCCGAUCCCGCUUUUUUCUUACCCGCGAUCAACCUCCUUGUAACUCCUCCACCAAAAUAUCCAAACUUCAAGCACAUGAGAUACAAGUCAUUGCAGAUGGCAAGUAACUGGAAUGUCCAAAAUGGAUGAAGACAAUUCCGUCAGAAGAUAGUAGGUUAGAAGUAAGUUUCUUUCUUUCUCUUCAGCAUCCCAUUUCACUUCAUACGCAUCAACAUCAAGCCAAAAACCAUCCCAAAACCACCAAUCAAGACCUCACCUCAAAACCAUCACAAUGCCCAUCAAAAAGAUUCUCCUCCUUAACGGACCCAACCUCAACCUUCUUGGAACUCGUGAACCUCACAUCUACGGCUACGAUACUCUCGCCUCUAUCGAAUCAUCUCUCAGCACCUACCUCUCCUCACUCACUCCCUCCGUCGAGCUUCUAACCUUCCAAAGUAACUGGGAAGGUGCACUCAUUGAUCGUAUUCAUGAAUCACGUACCGAUGGCACCAAUGCUAUCGUUAUAAAUCCCGCUGCUUUCACACAUUAUAGUGUUGCGCUGAGAGAUGCUUUGACUGGCGUUGAUAUUCCGUUUGUGGAAGUGCAUAUAAGUAAUGUGCACAAGAGGGAGGAAUUUCGUCAUAAAAGUUUUUUGAGUGAUAAAGCGGAGGCGGUUAUUUGUGGGUUAGGUGUUUUUGGGUAUAGGGCGGCCGUGGAGUGGUGUGUUGGGUAUUUGAAGGAGAAACCGAAGUUGUAAGGGAAGGAGAGAAAGGUUGGACUAGAAUGUGGAAAAAGAAAUAAGGUGUAUAUGUAGACGGGGAAAUAUUAAAUAGUGAGAUGUAUACGCUACGUCAUUCAUUGAAUGGGAACUAAUUGAUCCAACUCCGAGUGGUAGUUGUUGGUGAUACCUUUGCUUAUUUAGCCUUCCAUUUUUCAACCCCAGUAUAAAUACAAGUUUUCAAGCUUCACUUAUCUAUACAUAAAUAUAUGCCGGUUUGGCCCCUUGUAUAUUGAGAAGCAAGAGACUUGUUCUGAAAACCUCAAAAUCCAGGGGCAUGUGUCAGUUAUCAACAAUCAGUGUUUCUGUUCCAGAUAUAUAUAUAUAUAUAUAUCAUUUUCACUGUCAACUACGACCACAUUGCCAUGUCUUUCUACCGCAAUGUGCAAGUUUCACAGUAAUGUCCAGAGUCAUAGGGCAAAUUAAAAACUGAGUGGAUAAACUUGAAUCAGAUUUUAGUACUCGCAUUAUCACAAUCUUGCUCAAAUCAAUUUAUCCCCGAAACUAUAUUGGGCCAAGAAACAUAAGUACCACCUUCGUUGUGUAGUACGCAAACACCUCGCGGUUAGAUUAUUAAUGUUCUGAGUAUGGUGCUGUAGUCUUUAUACUUAGAUUUUGAGAAUGUGAGCAGGAGCAUAGUUUAGGGAGUCCAAGACUUUGUCUUGCUAAUUUCGGCUCCGGUGCCUCUGCAUCAACAUCAAACGAAAUUAAACCCAUUUUCGAAUAUCGAAUCAUGAUCACUGCGCGAAACAAAACAAAACAAUCUUGCCAUCAUAAUCUCAUUCCCAA